Molecule: messenger RNA, 6827 nt
Organism: Paramuricea clavata
Lineage: Eukaryota; Metazoa; Cnidaria; Anthozoa; Malacalcyonacea; Plexauridae
Source: the annotation of a GenBank genome assembly
AUGAAAAUUUCGAUUUAUAGCAUACGCCAUCUUGAAAACAUUACUCGGCAGGCGCUCUCGCCUGCAACCCGCAUUUUCCGACCCUGCCCGAAAUGCUCCCUCAGCGCCUGCGGAGGAGGUAGGCUAUACUAUAUAGGUGAUCCGCUAUACUAUAUAGGUGGUCUUGCAAUACCGCUAUACUAUAUAGGUGAUCUUGCAAUACCGCUAUACUAUAUAGGUGAUCCGCUAUACUAUAUAUAGGUGAUCGUCUACCAGCUAUUUUGCAUACUCGUUUGAGAUUAUCUAAUAGUACAUUAAACUACGAUGUAUAUUUUAAAAAUUGUGUUUCUUCCUCUUUUUGCGCAUGUGGUUUUCCAAAAGAAACUACAGCUCAUUUCUUUUUCGACUGUGACCGAUAUGCUGCUAUUCGGAAUACUUUGCUCACCUCUGCUGCUUCCUUACUCGGUGCAGCGUGGUCAGGUGCUGGUAAGGGUACACGUCUUAAGUGGUUACUUUAUGGUAUCGGGAAUGUUUCUAUUGAUACGAAUAUUAAUUUAUUCUUAAGUGCCCAGUUAAGCCUUUAGUGACUUUUGGCGCAAUUGCCAAUUUUUGACUUUAAUAAAAUAUUGUUUAUAUAUAUAUAUAUAUGUAUAUACAUAUACAUAUAUAUAUAUAUAUACAUAUAUAUAUAUAUAUAUAUAUAUAUAUAUAUAUAUAUAUAUAUAUAUAUAUAUAUAUAUAUAUAUAGAUAUACAUUUUACCUCAAAAAACCACAACAGUCUGUUUCAUCCGUAUAGGACCACCUGAUGAUUCCUAUACGGAUGAAACAGACUGUUGUGGUUUUUUGAGGUAAAACGAAAAACUAUAUUACGCUCUAUCUAUAUGGUAUUGAGCACUGUUUGUGUUGCGUAAACCAAAAACUUAAGCUAUAUAUAUAUAUAUAUAUAUAUAUAUAUAUAUAUAUAUAUAUAUAUAUAUAUAUAUAUAUAUAUAUAUAUAUAUAUAUAUAUAUAUAUAAAAGAUGGCCAAUUUAUCAAAGAUGAAAAUUUAUUUAAAAUAUGUAAAAAAAACUUUGUGUGUUCAAUUCGUCGAAAUAUUGACCAGUUCUCUUUUCUAUCAUAAGCACGUUAAGAUGUUUCAAAAUCUCUUGCGGCCGUUUUCGUUGAUAUUUCGUCUUCAUAUUAGUUUGGAAGUCAUUUCCUUUGAACCUGCAAACAAAGUACAAACAUACUCUUUUUGGUCGUGCCCCCACAUUUAGUAGUCGUAUUUCCACACCCACGACGCCAUAACGUUGAACAGAAUAUUUCAUACUUUUUGUGUUUGCUGGUGUUAUGUACUCAGCCUCAGUUAAAUAUGAUGUUUGUGAUGUUACUCUGAUAAUUUCAUGAUUGCGGGUAUUCCCUUUGUUCUCGCAGGGCAAUUAAAAACUAAUACACCUCAUUCUAUUCAUAUUUUCUAAUCCUACCCGCUUUUACGUCAUGUCAGGCAGAAUUAGUUCUAAUCCUACCCGAAACGACGUCAAAGCCGGUACGAUUAGAAAAAAUGAAUAUAAAUGAAGAUAUCUGAAAUCGCCAAAACUAAACAACGACAUGGAAAACAAUUAUACCAUUUAAUUUAUACAUUAUUUAUUAAUUUGUUUUUAAUGGCCCUGCGAGAACAAUGGGAAUACCCGCAAUCAUGAUAUUAUAAGGUAAUAGCAUAAAAAGAGGCGAAUUAGCUAUUGAAAACGUCCCGCCCGAUGAGGGUCGUUUAGUAAAAUUCCCUUGGGCGCCGGUCGAUUCGGGUCAUUUAGUAAAAUUCCGUCGGGCCUUCGGGUCAUUUAAAUGACCCUCAUCGAGCGGCGCCCAAGGGAAUUUUACUAAACGACCCUCAUCGGGCGGGACGUUUUAAUAGCUAAUUCGCUAUGCUAUUACUUAUAAGUAUGCAUCCACACCGGGCAAGCUAGAUAAAAAAUUAGUCUAUAUCACCAAUUCGAACCGACUUGACCUCGUGUCUCAUAGAGCCAAUGACUAGGUGUAAAAAAAUACCUGUGGUUCCGGUUUCAUAUCGUGAAAAAAUUAGGGUCGGUAGAUUCCGCGGAAUUUAAAGUUUUUUUUUGAAUAUUUUUUUCAUGGUUUUUGCGGUUUUUUGCUGGGCGAUUUGCAGUAGAGUCCCGACAUCAAUAUUAACUAGAGAUGCGUAUUUCCUAUGGACGAAUUUAGGCAAUUUGGUUCAAUAAUUAGUGUGACAACAGACGCCAUUCAGGGCACGCUGUAUCAGCAGCCCGCAACCACCUGGAGAAAAUAGGGUCGCACGGUCAAUCGCGUUGAAAAAAUAAUAGGGUCGGCUGAAAAAAAUAGGGUCGGUCGGGAACCGGAACCACAGGUAUUUUUUUAAGUAUCCCAAAGAUCGCGGGUUUGAUUCCCACCGCGGUCAGGCAAACUUUUCAGCUUGCCCGGUGUGGAUGAACACUCAGAGUAACAUCACAAACAUAAUAUUUCACAUUCAACGUUACUGCGUCAUUUUGUUGAAUAUUUUGUCAAAACUCCAUAUUUAGUCAACUAUUGAGUUAAUGAGUUGAUAUGAAGAUUUCAAAGUUGGCUGUUAUUUAAAUUUAAAUUCUAUUAACAAAAACAUGCCCAAUUUCUCAUUGCAGACACGAGAAACAAACAAGAAAAUACAGAGAAUGAAAAUAAAGAAAUUAUUGGUAUUGUUGAGUAAUUAUGCAUAAUGACGUCACAAGGCUUGAUGCCCGCGAGGAAUGCUGGUCUUAGUAGUCGUCGCCCUGGAAAAUUUCGAUUUUUAUUUAAAUUUAUUUAGAUUUUUAUUUUUAAUUUUUUUUUAAUUUAAAUUUAAAUUCUAUUAACAAAAACAUGGCCAAUCUCUCAUUGCAGACACGAGAAACAAACAAGACAAGACAGAGAAUGAAAAUAAAGAAAAUAUUGGUAUUGUUGAGUAAUAGACCUUUUGCAUAAUGACGUCACAAGGUUUGAUGCCCGCGAGGAAUGCUGGUCUUAGUAGUCAUCGCCCUGGAAAAUUUCGAUAGUGGCCAUUUUGAAUUGUUUAAUUUUCCCGGGCGAUGACUACUAAGAUCAGCAUUCCUCGUGGGCAUCAAGCCUUUUGACGUCAUUAUGCAUAAGGCAUAUUGCCCUGGUUUUUUUUUCUUAAUACGAUACAUGCCAAUGGACAACUUGCAUGUCAGACUAAAUUUUAAUCUAAGCAAAGAGAGGUGAAUCAAACACCACAGCUAAAAAGAACAUAAUGAAAUUAGUAAAACUGCCAAAUUUGGUCGUGAAAUGUUGUAAAGCUUGGAAGAUAUAGUCUUGCAAAGUAUGAAAAUUUUGUAUAUGUUUGUAUUACGUGCGGAAAUUCUUACCAUUUUCGGCUCAAAAAUGGUAACUGCAAACUUCGCAAGGCUAUAUUUUCCGUAUUUUACAACAUUUCGUAACCAAAUUUUGCAAUUUUACUAAUUUUAAUAAGUUCUUUAAGGGAAUUUACUUUUUUGCCUAGAUAAAAAAUUUGUCUAACAUGCUCCAAAUUGUCUAUUCGUAUCCACGCAUUCAUACUUUUGUAGGUACUGUACAUACAUCGUCAGAAGCUGCACUUUUCAAGGAUAUUGCCAAUGUACAUCCAUCGCCAGUUGCAUCAGAUAUUGCCACGUACCACAAUCCCAAUGACACAAAAUCUGGUGAAUGUCUGAAGAACUACUUUGAAGAUAUCCUAUUAAUUAUCAUUUAUCAUUUUCCAUUCUACGAAUCCAUUCCCUUACUUAAGUCAUUUUAUCAGGAUGCAUUUAAAAACAUUGUGAUUUGUGGUUCAGAGACCUAUUCCCAUCAUCAUAUAAUGGUAGUUGAUAUUCACCGAGGACACUACGGUUAUGAAUGUGUUGGCGAGGCUAUACGCAGGUACAUUGAACAUUUAUUUAAAAUUAAGUUUGUCUUAUUUGAAGGAACAUUUAAAAUUAUAUAUAAACUUCCUUUACAAUUAUUCCGUAUCUUGCUUGGUUUUCGAAAUAAAUCGACUUAUUUUGAUCAAAAGCAGCGUGCAUUCCGCCAUCUUGGAUAUGCAUUCGAUAUACGAAUUCGAGAGUUUGUAUAUCAGAUAAAUAUCGGCUGCUCAUAUUUUAACUAGUAUUUAAAAUACGACACAUCUUAUGAGUUCAUCGGCGACGUAAUUUUAAAAAUAAACAUUGUCUAAGCCGAGAAAAUCAUAGCUGAAGUUUAUGUAAGUUUUUGUAAGUUCAUACAUUGUUUUCGAGUGUUUGGAUAUCCCGGUGAGACACGAGCUCGAGUUGUUUAUAUGGCUUCUCAAAUGAAUCGAGACGUAACAGAAUGUUUUCGUUUGCUGAUUUGAAUAGAAUUCUUAACCAAGCAUAACGUAAUUAGGAAUUCUAUUCAAGUAAUUUUGCAUGCGUAAUUAAGAUAUUUGAUAAAAACACUAGUGACUUUCAUCAAGUUUCAACGGGUUAUCCAAAUGGCAUCUUGUGAUCAAAUAUGUGAUUAUCAUUGGCUGAAUUACUCAUGAAUUAUUAAUGAAUUCGAGAAAGUAUUUUUUAACAUACUCAACAGAAUAAGGUUAGGAAACGCGAUUCAGACAUAAUAGACCUCAUUACCUAUUUUUUUGUCUUGGCUAUGCAAAAAAUGGUCGGUUUGUCGUCACGUGUGUAUUGUUUUUUCGCCCAAUCAACCAACAGCAGUGUGUUGGUUAAGGUUUAGAAUUUCUGCGAGUGUUUAUGAUAAGUGUUUAGAUUAAAAUCCGUGUUGAGUGGGGGAUAAGUUUCGUCUCAUCUGUGGUCUCAUAUGCGUAGGAGAGGUUGGCUAUGGGCUACAGUCCCUCCCCCCCCAAUAUUUUUGGUCGGGCACUUGAUAGUUAAAUGUCUGGCAGAAAAAAACGGGCGGAUUUCCACUUAAAAAUUGGGCAAUUCUGCUUUAGUCACCAUUAUAUCACACAACUGCCUUAAAACAGGAUCUCGCGCUGCUGGCUGGAAAUCGAAAUUUAAUAAAGAUUUAUUGCGUGUAAAUUGAAACUUAUGAUGGUUUGCGCUAAAUUGUUGUUAUAUAUCUCUAGAUAUCCCGAUUACCGUGGCUACUUGUACAUAAAUGACGACGUGCUUGUGAACUGGUGGACAUUCUACAAACUUGAUAAGGAGAAAGUUUGGCUAGGUGCGGAUAUUUGGAUAGAUACAGCUCAUAUCAUGGGGAAAAAAGAAAUACCAGAUAGUUGGGUUUGGUGGAGCCAGUGGAGUAAUUCUGCAAAGGCAUGCGAAGACUCUUACUUAGAAAUCACGCAGCAAUAUCGCUCAAAUGAAUACAUAAACAUCACGAAAUUGGUAGCAACACAUCUUCUUAAUGGCGAAGGGAAAAAGCGUUGUUUCAAGACGUGGUCAGACAUAUUUUAUGUACCCAAGAGGUUCAGUGAUCAGUUUCAGCGAAUCUCUUUUGUGUUUCAUAAAAAUCGAGUGUUUUUGGAAGCUGCUGUUCCGACCAUUUUGAGUUUCCUAGAUUUACGAAGCUCAUGGGAAAAACAUUUUGGGUUGUAUCUGCCGGACAAGUAUGGCUUUCGUAAUUUUGCCGAUGGAAAAUUAGUUUGGGAAAGUUAUAAUUAUGAUGUUAAAUUUAUACAUCCCGUUAAAUUUCAUGGGGAUAUAGCCAAACCCAACAGAGAUAAGUUAAAAGAUGAUUUAAUACCCUAUUCUAAACGUUUCACAAAAUGUUAGAAAAUGCUGUAGAAGAAACAUCGAGAUAUUUGGGGCAUUUCGCUCUAUAGAAUUAAUAGUAGAUAGGUUUUAUUUAGAUGGAAUAUACUGUACAUAUUUAGUAUAAAUUCAGUAUUGAAAAAUGAAAUUCAAGCGUUCUGAUUGGCUCCCUCAGCAUUAACUCCGAACAGUAACUAUUCACUAUUGCAUUCAGAACAAAAUGGCUGCCGAAAAUCCACUUGCAAACAAAUCAUCGAAGAAAAAAUUGAAGAAAUUAAAGAAGAUACUAUCAGGGUUUAUUUUAAGAAAAAUUUAGAACUGCACAUAUUAAGGAUGUUACGAAGCAUUACGUGUUUGACUGGGGGUCAAAGGAUUUUUAUCUAUAUUUAACGUUGUAAAUUUAUAGUUAACGUUGUAAAUUAUGAUAGACUCUUAAUUUGUAUAUAGGUGGCAGAAUAAAGGUGUGGUUGGGCUGGGCCAGGCAAACUCGAUUCUGGGUGGGAGAGCUACAGGUAGAAGGUGUCCCUCCCAAAUUUUGAAUUUAGAGGCUCGUAAGUUCUGGCAAAGAUUUGUUUCACCCAACCACCCACCAAAACUGUUUCAAAACAUGUAACUGGGAAUCAUGAAUACUCAAUAUACUGAUGAUCUUAGGCAGCAAAGAAUAUUAGGUUCUCCCACUCUAAUCUCUUUUGGAUAGCUUCGCUCGCAUCAAUUUUACCUCAUGUUUCAUUACCCCUAGCUACAAUCCUGGCAAAAAUUACGUGGACACCUAACUUUCCUAACGCCAAUAUUAACAUUGAGACGUUCUUUCGUGAAAUUUGUCACCCCCUGCCCCCUAUUCAAUGUUGUUUCUCGCAUUCAAAUUUUAAAAGUUUCAUUUAUCAACAUUGAGUUGGGGGUAGGAGGGGGAGAAAUCUUCUGGCGGAUUAAUUAUGUAGAAAUAGAUCUAUUUUUGUUUGACGCACGCGCUGUCCACGAUAAUUUUUGCCAGGAUUGUCUGAAAUUAUCACAUAUUUCCAACUGCCUGAUUUCAUGAAUUUAAGGCUCGAUCCAAUGAUAAAAUAGGCUUGUUUGUUUAGCAAAAGGAGCAGACAAUUAGUAAAUCAGGUUAUAUUUAGUUUUUAACUUUCCGAUCUAUGUUAAGUGUCACCUAUCACAUUACAUGUCAAGUGGC